Messenger RNA from Stegastes partitus (bicolor damselfish), 2214 nucleotides. It is a transcript of the gene gprin3b, whose product is annotated as GPRIN family member 3b. Gene Ontology annotation, biological process: neuron projection development. The record is from RefSeq and is a predicted model, not a curated record. The transcript has a single exon. Gene Ontology annotation, cellular component: plasma membrane. The coding region runs from base 1 to 2214 and encodes 737 amino acids. Lineage: Eukaryota; Metazoa; Chordata; Actinopteri; Pomacentridae.
AUGGGAACUAACCCAAAAAGGACAGUGACAGUCCAGAUGGUGCCUCAGCUGGCUGUGGCGGACACACUGGGCAAUAAGGAGCCUAAUGCCAACUGGGCUAAAGAUUCCAACCUCAAACUCUCUCAGGUUUGUCCAAAACCCACCCUCACAUCUCCUGACAAGCAGGAUAACUUGUCUGUGGCGACCGCUCCCACUAACACCAUCCCACACACCCAAAAAACAGCUUCCAAGGGAGUUGAACCAGUUAGCAGCACUGUGUCAGACAAUCCAGAACCAGGCAACGGAAACCAGACAAAAUCUGAGCAUGUGACAGGUGGAGAUCAACAUUUGCCAGACCUUUCUUCAACAAGCCAAGGUGUGGGUGAGGCAGGAGGCGAGCAGAGAGAUUCUAACGCUAACGUGAAAAUGUUAAGCCCCGCUAAUGAAAAGGACGCGUAUUUGUCUUCUGCUGUUACAGCGUCAAAGGUCGACACGCACAGUGAGGACUGCAGAAUAAAAGGGCCAAGUGCAUCAGAGGAGGAGCCUACGAAGCUGACAUCCUCAGCAAAAGACACGGCACGAGAGAACAGUAAUAAAAAUGUUGCAACGAAUGACAAAAAUCUGAACAACUCCAGUGAAUUAAGGAAUACAGCAUCUGAUCCUCAGAAAGAUCAAAAGGGGAGUAUUUCUGCUCCCAAGGAUACACCACAGAAAGCUAAAGAGCCUGAUCAUAUACAGACCUGCUCAUCAGGCUCUGCAACACCGAAACCUACACAAAGUGUGGAAACAUCAACCCCGCUUAGCUCCACUAAACUUCCAUCUAAGAGUAAAGACGCAGAGGCCGGGUCUAAAAAUGAGAAUUCAUGUUCAGCUCAUGCAGAGAAGGAUAUUCCACCAGUGAAGAGACCGCAAGUCUCCUCAGAUAAACAUCAGCCAGUGUCUUCACAGAAGCACUCCUCCACUCAGCCCCAGGCUAUACAAAAUAUGCCUGCAUACGGGCAGGUGGCCGAGGAAAGCAGCCAGACUGACACAGCUGCCUUUGAAGGGGAGCAACACUGCAAGCUCUACAGGGAGGCUUCGACUAUGACCUCAUCCCAAUCACCAGCCCCGGUCAGGCAGUGUCAUGAUAUGGAGGUUCAGGCUGUAGCUGACAUGUGCAGUAAGGCUGUUGCCACGAGUCCAAGUCUGUUUCCCUUCGCGGGGAAUCGCAGGCCGAGCGGUGGUGCGAUCCCCAGGGAGGAGGUGCAGAGCCUGGCUGUGGUCUACCAGGUUAAUGACAAUGUGAGUCUCCAUCAGACGAAUGUGACUCCUCGAACCUCCUCCAUCGACCCCAGGUCUGAGAGACUCACUGUGGAGGCAGAGAUGUGCCCCAACCAAAAUGCUGCAGCAAUCGUUUUCCACUCUGAGACUUUAUCCCAGCAGCACGACUCGAGGCUGGGAGCCAAGCCUAAAGAACCAGGAUCAGUUCCGUGCAACAUCCAGCCAGUUUAUCAAAUCAACAUCGAACACAGCAACCACAAGAAGCAAGGCGAGGCAGGUGACUUCCAAUGUAAGACUGGAGUUCAGGCAUCCGCAGCAAAAACAGUCGCUGCUGAAGCUUCUUCUCUCAAAUCAGGGACACCCCCAGAGACAGCUGGUGUUUCCAAGUCUGGAUCUGCUGACAGUAACAAAGCUGCGCUGUCUCAGGCUGCUGCUAAAGCCAAGGCUGACCAGGCCCUGCCAACAACAACAACAGCAGCAGCAGCAGCACCAGCAGCAGCAGCAGCGAAAACCACAUCCAAGGCAGAUCCACCUAAAAAUAAAAAUGAAAGUUCAAAAGAAAAAAGGAAAGAAGCUGGAGGUAAAGGCCGGACAAAGGAGACAAAUUCAAGCAAACAGAAAAUAGAACCAGAGAGAAACGCCAAAGAGGACGACCAGUCGGGGAAGCAGAAAGGAAAGAGCGUGCAUGACGUCGUCUGGGAUGAACAAGGGAUGACUUGGGAGGUCUACGGGGCUUCUGUGGACCCAGAAUCCCUUGGUUUUGCCAUUCAGAGCCACUUGCAAUGCAAAAUCAAGGAGCAAGAGAGGAAACUGAUGGCCCAGACCUCCUUCCGAAAGUCAAUCUCUGGUCCUGAUUCGCCGCGACAAGGCAGAAAGAACAAAAGGAGGCAGCAGAACAUUUUCAGGUCAAUGCUGCAAAAUGUCAGACGGCCCAACUGCUGUGUGCGCCCCCCUCCCUCCUCCGUCCUCGAGUAG